Messenger RNA from Puntigrus tetrazona (Sumatra barb), 8234 nucleotides. RefSeq names its product disco-interacting protein 2 homolog Bb (gene dip2bb). Bases 214 to 5043 code for a protein of 1609 amino acids. The transcript has 40 exons. The record is from RefSeq and is a predicted model, not a curated record. NCBI's taxonomy places the organism in Eukaryota, Metazoa, Chordata, Actinopteri, Cypriniformes, Cyprinidae.
CCGCGGCUUCAGCGCACAGGCUCAGACUCCUCAUCCCGAGCGCUGGUCAUGUGACUCUUCCCAUCGGCUGGGAUUUCUCUCUCGGCAUGGCGGAGAUGAUGGAGCUCGGUCUGCCGUCUGAUACCAUUUGUUUUUCACUGUGAGGAGGACACGGGCGUGUUCGUUGUCGGUAAACCGUUCUGCGCCGUUCUUCCCCCCCGGUUUCGGGCCGUAAUGGCGGAGCGCGGUGUGGAUGUGUCCGCUCUCCCUCAAGAGGUCCGGGAGCAGCUCGCUGAGCUGGACCUGGAGCUGUCGGAGGGUGACAUCACACAAAAAGGAUACGAGAAGAAGAGGGCCAAGGUUUUAGCACCCUAUUUGACACAAACACAAAAUUUAGCUCCGCCUCCGGCCUAUGAUGCACAGUCUCCUGGUCCAAGCUCCGCCUCUGCACCUGAACCUGGCCCUUCAAACUCGUCCUCCUCCUCUUCUCGCCACCGGCGCACACGGCGUCCACACCGGAGCGGCGGGACGAGAGAUGAACGCUACAGAUCAGAUAUCCAUACUGAGGCUGUUCAAGCAGCAUUGGCCAAACAUAAAGAGGAAAAGAUGGCGCUGCCCAUGCCAACCAAACGUCGGUCCGCAUAUGUACAGUCACCAAUUGACAACUGCACCCCUCCAGACUCCUCCUCUUCCUCUGAUGAUGAGGCGGUGUCGAGUGAAAGUGCAGGGCCUCAGCAGUCUCCAGACACCUGGAUUAAUAGCUCCCUGCACGGCUCCUCCACCUCCUCCUCUGCCUCCUCCACUCUCUCCCAUGGGGAGUCUCGGCCCACCCAGGCCCCUCAGCCUCAGUCUCAGCAGGUCCCACCUCCACCUGCACCUGCCCACCCGCCCCACUCCCACUCCCAGCCCUCCGCCCUGGCAGAGGCCUUCGCUCAGGCACGCAUCGAUCCGGUAGGAGGAGUCGGGCCCCCUGAUGUGCCAUCCCAAGCUCAGGCCAGAGGCUCUCGUGUGGAUCUGCCUGCCAACGCCGUGGUGCGAGGCAUGAGUCGAGGCCAGAGCCGGUCCAGCAUGAUGGAGACAGCAGACGUGAGAAGAGUAGGCAGAGGUGUUCCAGUGUCCAGUCGUGUAUCCACAAAGAUUCAGCAGUUGCUAAACACGCUAAAACGACCCAAACGCCCGCCACUCAGUGAGUUCUUCAUGGAUGACCAAGAGGAGAUUGUAGAAGUUCCUCAGGCAGAUCCUAACACCCCAAAGCCAGAAGGCCGGCAGAUAAUCCCAGUGAAGGGGGAGCCGUUGGGUGUGGUCAGUAACUGGCCUCCUGCUCUUCAGGCAGCAUUAGCUCGAUGGGGUGCUACACAAGGCAAGAGCCCUGCCCUCACAGCUCUGGAUAUCACUGGAAAACCACUUUAUACUCUUACGUAUGGGAAACUGUGGAGUCGCAGCGUUAAGCUGGCCUACACUCUUCUCAACAAGCUGGGAACCAAAAACGAACAGAUCCUCAAACCAGGAGACAGGGUGGCGUUGGUGUAUCCUAACAGUGACCCUGGUAUGUUCUGGGUUGCGUUUUACGGCUGUUUGUUGGCUGAAGUCAUUCCUGUGCCCAUAGAGGUUCCAUUAUCCCGAAAGGAUGCUGGAAGCAGCCAGGUUGGUUUUUUGUUAGGUAGCUGUGGGGUGGGUCUGGCUUUGACCAGUGAGAUCUGUUUGAAGGGUUUACCCAAGACCCCCACUGGAGAAAUAUUGCAGUUUAAAGGCUGGCCCAGAUUAAAGUGGGGAGUGACGGACUCCAAAUACCUCACGAAGCCUUCGAAAGACUGGCAGCCUCACAUACCAACAGCCAACACAGACACGGCAUACAUUGAGUAUAAGGCCAGUAAGGAGGGCACAGUGAUGGGUGUUGCGGUUUCAAAAGUUGCCAUGUUAACACAUUGCCAGGCUCUCAGUCAGGCCUGUAACUACUGUGAGGGUGAAACUCUGGUGAAUGUUUUGGACUUUAAGAAGGACAUGGGCUUGUGGCAUGGAGUUCUCACAAGUGUGAUGAACCGAAUCCACACCAUCAGUGUUCCAUAUGCAGUAAUGAAAGCUUGUCCACUUUCCUGGGUUCAGCGAGUUCACAUACACAAAGCACGGGUUGCCCUGGUGAAGUGUCGGGACUUGCAUUGGGCGAUGAUGGCUCACAGAGAUCAGAGAGACACCAGUCUGGCCUCAUUGCGCAUGCUAAUUGUUGCAGACGGAGCCAAUCCAUGGUCGGUUUCAUCAUGUGAUGCCUUUUUAAACGUAUUCCAGGCUCAUGGUUUGAAGCCAGAGGUCAUUUGUCCUUGUGCUACGUCACCUGAGGCCAUGACGGUUGCCAUACGGAGGCCUGGGGUCUCUGGUGCUCCUCUUCCAGCGAGAGCCAUCCUGUCCAUGACUGGCCUGAGCCAUGGCGUCAUCAGGGUCAACACUGAAGACAAAAACUCUGCUCUCACCGUCCAGGAUGUGGGACACGUCAUGCCUGGAGCAUUGAUGUGCAUUGUGAAACCGGAUGGGCCGCCCAUGCUGUGUAAAACGGAUGAGAUUGGAGAGAUUGUCGUGAACUCUCGUGCUGGUGGGAACAUGUACUACGGCCUGCACGGAGUCACCAAAAACACCUUUGAAGUGAUCCCAGUCAAUGCUAGCGGCACUCCUAUUGGUGAAAUCCCAUUUGUGCGGUCAGGAUUACUGGGGUUUGUUGGACCGGGUAGUUUGAUAUUUGUGGUGGGUAAGAAUGAAGGCUUGCUGAUGGUUAGUGGUCGGCGUCACAAUGCUGAUGAUCUGGUAGCGACUGCACUAGCGGUGGAGCCAGUCAAAACAGUGUACAGAGGAAGGAUUGCAGUCUUCUCAGUGACGGUGUUCUAUGAUGAGAGGAUAGUGAUUGUAGCAGAGCAGAGGCCUGAUGCCAGUGAAGAAGACAGCUUCCAGUGGAUGAGUCGGGUUCUACAGGCAAUUGACAGUAUUCAUCAGGUGGGAUUGUAUUGUCUUGCACUGGUUCCUGCCAACACCCUGCCCAAAACUCCCCUAGGGGGCAUUCACAUCUCAGACACCAAGCAGCUCUUCCUGGAGGGAGCUCUGCACCCCUGCAACAUCCUCAUGUGCCCCCACACCUGUGUCACCAACAUGCCCAAACCCCGUCAGAAACAACCAGUCGGCGUUGGCCCUGCCUCCAUCAUGGUGGGUAAUUUAGUUGCUGGGAAAAGAAUUGCACAGGCUGCAGGCAGAGACCUGGGACUCAUAGAGGACCAAGACCUGGUCAGGAAGCUGUGCAUGUGGCCUACAAUGAUGCACCAGUUCCUUACAGAGGCUUUACAGUGGAGAGCUCAAACUGAUCCUGACCACACGCUUUAUGUACUUUUGAAUGCAAAGGGAGUGGCAGUAUGUACAGCUACAUGUGUUCAGCUUCAUAAAAGAGCAGAGAAGAUUGCAGCCGCUCUCAUGGAGAGAAGUGGUAUUAACAUCGGUGAAAAUGUGGUGCUUUUGUAUCCACCAGGUAUAGAUCUGAUCGCAGCAUUUUAUGGCUGUUUGUAUGCUGGUUGUAUUCCUGUCACCGUGAGGCCUCCACACCCACAGAACCUCUCUGCCACUCUGCCCACUGUCCGCAUGAUCAUUGAUGUCAGCAAGGCUGCUUGCAUUCUCACUACUCAGGUUUUAACGAAGAUUCUCAGAUCAAAAGAAGCAGCAGCUACAGUCAACAUAAAAACAUGGCCCAUCAUAAUAGACACAGAUGACUUGCCUCGCAAACGACCUCCCACAAUCUACAAACCGCCCAAUGCUGAGAUGAUAGCCUAUCUGGAUUUCAGUGUCUCAACCACAGGCAUGCUGACAGGAGUGAAGAUCUCUCAUGCGGCGGUGAGCGCUCUCUGUCGCUCUAUAAAGCUGCAGUGUGAGCUGUAUUCCUCUCGGCAGAUCACCAUCUGCCUCGACCCCUACUGUGGACUUGGUUUUGUGCUCUGGUGCCUUGCGAGUGUAUAUUCAGGUCAUCAGUCCAUCUUGAUCCCUCCUAUGGAGCUGGAGAGCUCUCUGACCCUGUGGCUGGGUACACUCAGUCAGUACCGCAUCAGAGACACCUUCUGCUCCUAUUCGGUCAUGGAGCUCUGCACCAAAGGCCUUGGUGGACAGACAGACAUGCUGAAGGCACGUGGUGUGAACCUGUCAUGUGUGAGGAGCUGUGUGGUGGUUGCUGAGGAGCGUCCACGCUUGGCUCUCACACAUUCCUUCUCCAAGCUGUUCAAAGAUCUUGGACUCUCCAUGCGGGCUGUCAGCACUGCUUUUGGCUCGAGAGUUAACCUGGCCAUCUGCCUACAGGGUACCACGGGACCAGACCCCUCAACUGUUUAUGUGGACAUGAAGUCCCUCCGGCAUGACCGGGUGAGGUUAGUAGAGCGAGGAGCUCCGCAGUCGCUUCCUCUUGUGGAGUCUGGAACAAUUCUUCCUGGUGUGAGGGUGAUCAUAGUUAAUCCAGAAACUAGAGGACCACUAGGGGACUCUCACCUGGGAGAGAUUUGGGUAAACAGUCCCCACAAUGCAACAGGAUACUACACUAUAUAUGGAGAAGAAAAUCUGCAAGCUGACCACUUCAACACUAAGCUGAGUUUUGGAGAUCCUCAAACGCUCUGGGCUAGAACUGGAUACCUGGGCUUUGUCAAGAGAACUGAACUGACAGACUCCAGUGGAGAUCGUCAUGACGCCCUGUUUGUGGUGGGCUCCCUGGAUGAGACAUUAGAAUUGAGAGGUUUGCGAUAUCAUCCAAUUGACAUCGAAACCAGCGUAUCACGUGCCCAUCGCAGCAUUGGUGAAAGUGCCGUAUUCACCUGGACAAAUCUGCUGGUGGUGGUGGCUGAACUCUGCGGAUCAGAGCAAGACGCUUUAGACCUGGUUCCUCUGGUAACCAAUGUCGUAUUAGAAGAGCACCAUCUGAUUGUGGGUGUAGUGGUUAUCGUUGACCCAGGUGUCAUUCCAAUAAACUCCAGAGGAGAAAAGCAGCGAAUGCACUUGAGAGACUCCUUCCUGGCAGAUCAGCUGGACCCCAUAUACGUAGCGUACAAUAUGUGAGUUAAGUCAUGGGCGAUACAAAGGCUUACCAGAAAGGUGCUAUGGAGCCUGGCCUUGCAACUGGGAUUGGGUUCUUAUAGAGACAGACUUGGCCCUGUUUUUCAGGGAUAAGGUGUUACUGAACAAAAAUUACAAAUGAGUGAGAUGACUGUUUUGGAGAAGGGAUAUUGUAAUAGAAAUUCCCUUUUUGCUCACUUCUUUUUUCCCUAGAACCCUCACCCCCCACCCCUUUUCAGUGAAACUCCACUUGCUGUCUGUCCAGCUCCUGGUCAUGAUUUCAAUUUACUUGAAUUACAUAGAUUUUUUUUUUCUACUCAAAUGCAUUCCUAAUCUAGCAUUGACUAGCUAGUAAUUUUCUUUUAAAUAAAAUGAGCUUAAAGCCUCAGUUUGUAAGUUUUCACCUGGGUUGUUCGAUUCUGGAAUUGUUGGUUCUGAUUCCAAGUUUUUGGAAUCAAUGGAAUUGAUUCCAGGAGUCAGUUCUCAGAAUAAGUAUAAAAGGGAGACAACGUGAAUUCCUAAAAAGUGCAAUAUAAACUGUAACUUAUAAGAUUAUGAUUACUAGAAUGAAUGGUAAGAGGUCUUGAUGGAUGGAUGAACUACAAAAGAGUUGAGUAAUUAUGUAGAUUUAGCAAUAUCAGUUCUAUAUCUUAAAUUAGUGUUGUUACAACUCUUUUGGAAUGUGUGUUAAUCAAGGUAAUGAACAGACUCCCAAAAGCAAAGGAAGGAAGAUUAUCUUAUUUUAGGAUCUAGCAUUAAAUGAUUCUGAAUUCAUUACACGUAAUUGAUCUGCAACCCAGCUUAUUAAUGGUGCUGUGUGUUACAGGGCUUUAAAAAUAUUUUAGGACAGCAUUUGGGUAAUAGGGGUACUGAUAUUCCCCUGGUCAUUUGUCAUUCAUCAGAUGCUUUUGUCCAAAGCAGCUUAUAGUACACAGGGACAGUCCCUCCAGAGAAACCUGGGCUUAAGUGCCUUUCUCAAGGGCAGUAUUGAUUAUAGGACAUUUCUGUAAUGCUCUGGUUCUUAGAAUGCCCUUACCCAGGUUAAAACCGUUUCAUCCACCAUCGUUUCGGUUAACACACAAAUGUGCUACAGAGACUGCAUCCGUCAGCUCAUUUUGCUCAAUUUGCUUUCUGUUCUGGAAUCAUCAUUUAGCAUUUUAAAUCUUACCACUGGGGCUUUAACUAACUUUCAGAUAUGGAGCUAUUCUGGUUACAAACUUAUUUUAAUUUGUUUUGGUACACAAUCUCACACAAUCUACAGCUAUAUAUAUAUAUAUAUAUAUAUAUAUAUAUAUAUAUAUAUAUAUAUAUAUAUAUAUAUAUAGAACAACUACAUUCCCUCAACCACCGCAGGUUCAGCAUAAGGAUAAUCAUCCCUAUUAUUUUUCAUUAUCCUUCAUGCACUUUAUUAGAUGAAUGCAGAUACAUUCUGUAACAUGGGUUAUUAAUAUCUGUCAACAAGGGCAUAUGCGUAGUAUUAUAUAAUUACUUGUAUUACUGAGUAGCAUUUGACUUACACAAAAAAGUUCAGGCACAUACAAAAAACACACAUUUUUGGGGCUUAAUGCCAAGUCUAACCUCAGUACCUACAUUUAGAAAUCGCACAUUCCUUGAGUUUACUUUUUAACGUAAAACAGUAAGACAAGAGCAUUCAGCAACUGCAAACCUCAUCAUCACACACCAAGCCCAAACCAAACACCAACUGAGGUACGUAUAGCUCUAUUUUUGCUCUCAUCUAAAGGUGCUUAUACACAUCAGGACAAGCCAUUUAAACCUCUGAAUGGCAAAAAAGGAAUUCAGGCAUCUGUACAAUAAAACAAAACAACUGUAAAAUAACACAACUCUGUACAAGCAAGCCCCUCGUCAACACCUAAUUGUACAAAGGCAUCGAUUUUACAUGUUUGGCAAAGGAUCUUUAAAAGGACAGUUGCUGUUUCCUGUACUAUAGACAUUUUUACUAGGAAUGACUAACUUCUUGUAAACCAUAAAUAAUUGUAAAUUACUGCUUGUGUACAGAAACUCUACUGUACUGUAAGUUAGUUGCUGUAUUCUGUCAGAUUUUUGGAUUAAUAUUAACUACUGUCAACCCUUCGUAGCUGAGCGGGGGUCUGAAGUUGAAAACUUCUUGUAAAUAGCUUGCUGUUUCUGUUUUGUUUUUUUUUUCUUUUCUGGUUGAUCAGAAACGUGAUGGGUUGAAAUCUGUCUGUCAUGCAUUUCUAUUUAGAAUUCAGAUUCAGAAAUCUUACGGUAUGUACAAGUCUUUAAGAUGUAAGCAUGAUAAAGUCAAGCACUGAAAGACUUUUUUCAGAGUCCUUGCACAACUGAUCACUACAGUAUGUUAGUCAGACCUCAUUCUGGGGUUGUAUAUGUAUGCGUAUGUAUGGUCACCGCGUGGAAAGGUCAUGUGUUUUCCACAAUACUUUUUCCCAAAUCAGAUACACUGUCAUGAAACGUUCUCUCUCAUUCUCACUGUCGUUAAUGGUAUCAGAGCUGAGCUUAUGUGAUGAAAGCACAAGCGAGUGAAUGAGCUUUUUACAUGGGACAUUCAGGGAAAUAGUGCUUUCCAGGAUGGAGAGGAUAUUCAUUUAUAAAUAUUCACUUUCAUGUUUGCAAUGAUUUUGUUCUUUAAAUAACUAAAUUUUUUUGUCAUUUACAUAAGUGUUAACCAAGUCUUAAUAUGGACAAGAAACAAAACAAAGCAGAAACUUAGACAAAGUCGAUUGUCCAGUUAAUUGAUAUGUCAUGCCAGCUAAGUGCUGAAGCCAAAAGAUACGUUUCACACACUAUGCAACCAGCUGCAGUUACAAAGGACACAUCCGGCAAAGCAACGUGCACACUUAACCACUAUUCAAGAAAUAAAACAGAUGAUUUGCUUGCUAUAAAAUGGGAACAUGCAACAGUAACUUGACUUUUGUUGUUUAGACAAUGCAUAUUACUUUUCUGUGCUGAUUACAACUUUCUGUUCAAUUCUCAUAGCAUAUUUUAAUUACAAGAUUAAGAUAUCACAUUCCAGUUAUAAGAAUGUGAUAUUUGCGAUUUCUGUUACUCAUUCAUGGAUAUAAAUGAAAGUCAUGAUUAUGCAAGCAAGCGUUUUCCUGCUGGUUCACAUCUUUCUUUUUUGUACAUUGGUUAUUGUAUCUGUUUUAUACUCCAAUGAAAAACACGAAAAAAUAAUAAAAGGCUUUUAUUUUGCA